CAUGGGCAAGUUCAAGAAGGUUUGCGUCUUCUGCGGAAGUAAUUCUGGGUACAGAAAGAUAUUCAGCGAUGCAGCCCUUGAUCUUGGAAAAGAAUUGGUGCAAAGAAAGGUAGACCUAAUCUACGGAGGAGGGAGCAUUGGUCUGAUGGGAUUGGUUUCCCAAACAGUAUAUGAUGGUGGAUGCAAUGUUCUAGGAGUGAUUCCAAAGGCUCUCGUUUCGGUAGAGAUAUCAGGCGAGGCAGUUGGAGAAGUGACCAUAGUUUCUGACAUGCAUGAAAGGAAAGCUGAAAUGGCUCGUAGGGCCGAUGCUUUCAUAGCUCUUCCUGGAGGGUACGGAACAAUGGAGGAGCUGCUUGAGAUAAUAUCAUGGUCGCAGCUUGGAAUUCAUGAUAAACCGGAAUAUGAACCAUUGCAUGACAAAGUUGCACCAAGCCAAAGUUGGGAUGUUAAGGACUGUAAACUUGCAAAGUCGUAGUCAUUUGAAUGCUUUUGCCC
Messenger RNA from Coffea eugenioides, 495 nucleotides. RefSeq names its product probable cytokinin riboside 5'-monophosphate phosphoribohydrolase LOGL1. Gene Ontology annotation, molecular function: hydrolase activity, hydrolyzing N-glycosyl compounds. The record is from RefSeq and is a predicted model, not a curated record. The coding region runs from base 2 to 475 and encodes 157 amino acids. Gene Ontology annotation, cellular component: nucleus; cytosol. Gene Ontology annotation, biological process: cytokinin biosynthetic process. The transcript has 6 exons. Lineage: Eukaryota; Viridiplantae; Streptophyta; Magnoliopsida; Gentianales; Rubiaceae.